Messenger RNA from Paramisgurnus dabryanus, 1725 nucleotides. RefSeq names its product AFG2 interacting ribosome maturation factor (gene airim). The record is from RefSeq and is a predicted model, not a curated record. Gene Ontology annotation, cellular component: cytoplasm; nucleus. NCBI's taxonomy places the organism in Eukaryota, Metazoa, Chordata, Actinopteri, Cypriniformes, Cobitidae.
CUUUGAUGCCAUUGGCCGAUCUCUCUGCGUAGUGCCGCAUGUCUGUAACAAGAUGGCUUCCGCAAUAUUAUUGUUAUUGUUAUGUGCAUGAUCGCUUUAUAAAUACGACUUGUUACUUUCAUAUUGUAAAAUAAAGUUAUCAAGAAUCUGAAAAAUGUCUGAUCCGGUUAUAGCCUCGUUUCACGAACAACUAAAGCGAUGUUUUGAGGUUUUGAAAGUGAAUAAAAGUGUUUGGGAAGGUGUGUUGAUUGAAUGCACACCUCUUAUGAGUUCUCUUGGAAACCUAUCGAAUCAGAUCAAGGCGCUGAAAAACGUUCAGCUAGCGAACACACCUCUGGCCCGCUUCCCUCGAUUACAAGAACGCCUUCAUUAUAAACUCUCACUUGCCGUGGAUACAGUUCUGGAGAAGUUAGCUAACAAAAUGGAUGCUCUUCAGACAGUGAGGAACACCAUCAGUCAGCACGUGUCUGCUGUUUUCCAGUAUUAUGAGAAACACACAGACAGUCUUGACAUUGCAUAUUGUGUCACCAGAUCAGCCACCUGUCCGUCCAUCUCAGACAUGUUGGAGUGGCUUCAAGAUGCAGAUAGACAUUUCCGCGUCCAAUUACUUCAGAGAAGAACCUUUCUGCAGAUGCUAACACCCACCGAUGUCACAUUAAUGGAAACGGCACCAAAGAGAUGGGAAUCUCUGCAGUCGCCAACUAAAGAGGAGAGAAUUACAGAUGCACUGUGUCAAGUAUCAUUCUUCAUGGACAUGUAAGCUAAUAACAGCUUAGUGGUGAUCGGCAGGCCGCUGCCACGUCUUGUGCCUGCUAACUCGUCUUAGUAUGGCAUCAAGUAUUAAAGGGCUACCAGAGUCCUUAAAGAGACAUUUAUUACCUGGAGGUAUUAAAUUCAUGUACAGUAUUACAUCUUGCAUGGUAAUGGAGGAACUCAGUCCUUCGAAAGACAUGUUUAUCAUGGACUGUAUAUUAGCAUCACUAAUAAGAGCUGCUCUGUGCAGCACACAAUGAGAACACUGGUCUACAAAUUUUGGGAAAUUAUCGACCUUUGAAAUGAAAUGUGUUAAUUCGUAUGCAUUUUUAUUAGAUAAAAUAGAAAACAUGUGAUAAGGUGCUGGUUGGCUAAAGUUUUCAAGAUAUUUCACGAUAAAGAUUAUCUAUAGACUUUUUGCAUGUUUACAAACAGAGAUGACAUUUUUGUGUGGCGCAGCCCAACUGGUGGCAGAAAGUGACAGCUCUGUGACAAUAAUUUUAGAACAAACAGGAAGAAGAUAUAGGGUAUAUGAUAUAAGGUAACAAUAAAUAAUAGAAAACUGAAAAAUUGUGAAAUAUUUUAAAUGGUAUUACAGAAUACAUGAUAAAAUUGCUUUUUCAGUAUAACCGAUUCAAAUCUUUAAAAUGGUACCAUAUGAAGGUUUAUAAAUGUAUCUUCACUUCAAGACUAAAUUAUUGCCUAAAUUAAAUUAUUAUAAUAGAUUAUUAUCUAAUUGUAAUAUAUUGGUCUUUUAUUGCAGAGUUCGUUUGCCUUUGUCAGAUCUAUGCAUCAUAGAUCAAAAGCAUGAAAAGGUUACAUGAAAAAAAUAAGUGGUGUGUCAUCACAUUUUGCAGAAACCCUUUUUUGAUCUGAAGCUGUAUUUUGGAAACUAGAGCCAAAUAACACUCAGGACUUAUUUUUUUAUGUGAAUUUUAUUGACUCGUUUAAUAAAAUAAAUUGUUUACUGUA